Ixodes scapularis (black-legged tick) is the source of this 1328-nucleotide messenger RNA. RefSeq lists its product as uncharacterized. The transcript is spliced from 5 exons. Bases 30 to 1328 code for a protein of 432 amino acids. NCBI's taxonomy places the organism in Eukaryota, Metazoa, Arthropoda, Arachnida, Ixodida, Ixodidae. The record is from RefSeq and is a predicted model, not a curated record.
UGAUCACGGGCGAAUACCGUGAAGGGAGCAUGCGCUACAUCGCUGAUGAGCCUCCAGCUCUCAGGUCAUCAGCUAUGGUUUCCCGCGACAUGCAGCUGGCACUGGCAUUCAAGGAUAGUGUCAACGGCAUCAAAGGCCCUUCAGCAAUGAUGAACCUCCCAGGUUUUGAUCUCGUCACUGGCUACAGUGUCGAGUACAUGCAUUGCGUGCUGCAGGGAGUGGCAAAGCAGGUGGCUGAACUGCUUUUCUCCUCGUCAAACUCAAACCAGCAUUUCUACAUAGGAACUGCGGCCACUUUGGCGAGGGUCAACGCUAGGCUUCUCUGCAUAAAGCCUCCGCAUUGCAUCACCAGGCUUCCUCGGUCAUUGUGUGAGCGGAGCUACUGGAAAGCAUCGGAGUGGCGCCACUGGCUGCUCUUCUACAUGCUCCCCUGCCUGCAGGGCAUCCUUCCAGUAGACUACUGGAAGCUGCUUGCAAAGCUCUGUGAGGCUGUCCACAUCCUUUUGAGGGACAGUAUCGCUCUUCAUGAGAUCCAACAGGCAGAGCUGCUGCUCGAGACCUUCGUUGGCCGCAGCAAGACACUGUUUGGCGUGACCUCUGCCACAUUUAAUGUGCACCAGUUGCUACACCUAUGCAACUGUGUCCGUCAGCUCGGCCCACUCUGGGCCCACUCUGCCUUCGUUUUCGAAGGGGGGAAUGGCAGGAUUGUGAAGCUCGUGUCAGCCGCGCGAGGACUCCCUGACCAGAUUUUGGAGCGGGUCGUGAUGGCUCAACAGGUUGAGUGUCUCCUGGCAACAGCGAAGUUGCCCGACAGGGAACAGGAUGUGUGCACGAGGUUUCUCGGUUUCCCUCCUAUUCAGAAUGCAAGCCAUGUGGAGGGAACAUGUCUGCUUGGAUGUGGAAGCGCUGUAAGCUUGAGUGCAGUGGAAAAGCGUGCUCUUGAGCAGCACUGUGAUUUACCUUGCACCCCUGGAACGGAGUAUGAACGCUUCGUCUUUGACCGUAAGGUAUUCCACAGUGCUGCCUACACUAGGCCAGAAAAAAGCAACACCACGGUCGUCUCCACACAAGAUGGGGAGUACUACAAGAUUGAAAAAAUCAUCCUGUUGUCACUUCCCGCCCAGACAUGUGUCCUCCUCUGCCGUCCAAUUGUCCUGAUGGAGGAAUCAUGCAUGCCACCGCACAUCAAGGAAUGUUUUCUUUCAGAAAGCGAGGCCCUGACCGUCCUACAGCCCAGUAGUAUCAAGGACAGCUGCCUGUAUAUAGACUUUGUCAGUGAAAACAAGUCAUUUGUGUGUGAUCUACCAAACAGCAUUGAGAGGGAUUAG